AUGCAACAGGAUGCGCUACCCAAUGUGGACUGGGAUUGCUUGCCUGUCCAAUUGCUGGAUGAUGUGAGAGAGGCUAUGGAGAGGACAGCAGGGAAUGAUAUGCCCCUAUUGCAGCCAGCUCACCUCGUAAACCGACACUGGAGUCAGUGGGCCAGAGUUUCUGUAACUUCCCUGUGCCUUUUGGCAGAUUCCCAUCUGGAUGUUCGAAAGUUGUUUCCACAGGUCCGAUCGAUAAAGUUCAGGCGCCUCAGGCAAUGCGAUUAUCAUGCAUUGGCUGCUUUGAAACACCUACAGCACCUGAAGGAGGUCGCCGUUGGUGACAGUCAGAUCACGGAUGUAGGUUUGAGAGAAGUGGGGCUGUGCACACGCCUAAUGGCUUUGGAUGUUGGUGGAAGCAACAUUAUUACAAACAACGGUUUGGCACAUGUGGGUCAACUCACAGCCCUCACCAGGCUGUCGCUUUCACACAGCAUGGCCAUCACAGAUGCGGGCUUGGCUCAUGUGGCAAACUUGACAGCGCUUCAGAUCCUGCUCUUGACUGGGUGUGCAAAGUUAACAGACAAAGGGUUGGAAUAUGUGGAGGCAUUGACAGCACUUGUGCAUUUUGGUGCGUGCCCAUGCAUCACAGACCAGGGGUUCAGGCACCUGAGCAGAUUGCCAAAACUAGCAGUGCUGGAUCUGGUUGGAUUCAGAGGCAAGCGCUUGGGAUCUUUGGGUGAUGCAUGGGCCAUUACAAGUCUCAACCUGGGUGGGUGCAAGAACCUCAGGGCUGGGGGAAUGGAGGUGUUGGGCAGGCUAUCAUCCUUGGUGGAUCUGAACGUGACUGACUGUGUUGGAAUCACAGAAGAUGAUUUCCAGCAUGUCGGCCAGUUGACAUCAUUGACAGUUCUCAGGCUGAGGGGUUGUGAUCCUGGCAUUAAUGAUGCAAGCCUGACUUUUGCAGGAAAACUCACUGAACUGACGAUUCUGGAUUUAAGAAACUGCAGACUAAUCACUGACGCUGGUUUGAAACAUCUGAGGGGUCUGUCCUCCCUGCUGAAACUGGAUUUGGAUGGAUGUGAUCGAAUCACCGAUGGGGGAAUGGAAUAUGUGGGGGAGUUAACUGCGCUGACUGAACUCAGCCUUGGAUGGUGUUGGUGUAUUGGCGAUGCUGGAUUGUUGCAUGUGGGGCAGCUGGCAGCACUUGUGGAUCUCAACAUCAGCUACUGUUAUCUGGUGACUGACCAGGGGCUGGAGCAUGUGGGAAAGCUGUCGAAGCUCACAAACCUCAAGGCCAUGGAUUGUUGCCAGAUCACAGAUGCUGGCAUGGCACACAUUGGUAACCUGGGGGAUCUCAGGGUACUGGUGUUGAAUGGUUGCAGACAAGUGUCAGACGCUGGUCUGGAGUGCAUCUGGGAACUGGUGCACCUUGCAACCCUGCAGGUGGCACACUGCCCAAAAGUCUUCCAGAGAUGUGAGGAAUUGCAACAGAAGUGGACAUCACUGCGUUACCUGGGGCUGGAUUACUGUCCCCAAGUCAGUGAUGCUUGUCUGUCACAAAUAGGCAGCCUGACGUCCCUGACACAGCUGACCUUAAGCCACUGCGAGCAAAUCACAGACAAUGGUCUCAAACACGUAGGAAAGGUGGCAGCACUCAAAAUGUUGGACUUGGGAUGGCUUGACACUAUCACAGAUGACGGUUUAAGGCACUUAGCAGGCCAUGCAUCGCUGGCUCAGUUGAAUUUGUCAUGGUGUGGCCAAAUCACAGACGCGGGGCUAAAGUGCUUGGACGCACUGCCUGCCCUCACCGCCCUAUAUGUGACGUCAUGUGCAGCGGUCACAGCAAGGGGCCGUCAACACAUUCACAGUAGAGGAAUCAAGCUUUAUGAUUUCAGAUUUGAUUAG
Ostreobium quekettii is the source of this 1884-nucleotide messenger RNA. The record is from the annotation of a GenBank genome assembly. Lineage: Eukaryota; Viridiplantae; Chlorophyta; Ulvophyceae; Bryopsidales; Ostreobiaceae.